Messenger RNA from Esox lucius (northern pike), 3207 nucleotides. RefSeq names its product myocardin. The transcript is spliced from 15 exons. Bases 414 to 2873 code for a protein of 819 amino acids. The record is from RefSeq and is a predicted model, not a curated record. Gene Ontology annotation, biological process: smooth muscle cell differentiation. NCBI's taxonomy places the organism in Eukaryota, Metazoa, Chordata, Actinopteri, Esociformes, Esocidae.
GGGGCAGGAACAGAGAGGGUCAGAGACACUGAGAGAGGGUUCGGUUAGUUCCACGAGGAAGGAACAUCAGAACCUGUGUUCCUGAGUUCACCUCUAGAAACAUUUUCCAGGGGAAAUAACCAAGGCAGACUGAGAGACACAAAAAGGAAGUACAAGUAAAGGAACAUGAAAGAAAUCAUCAUUAAACGCACUUGAAGUUCUCUCCUCUUCUUCCUCUUCCUCACACCUCUCUCCAAUUUACUCUUAAACCCACUUCAACGACCCCUGAGGGACCACUCUCUCUGUUUCAAGAGGGAGGCAGAAACGGAAGAGUCCAUUCCUCCUGAUUUCCACCCAAGUGGGAGUAAAACCAGGACUCCACUCUUUCUUUCUAUUCCUCCUUUAAUCCCUUAUUCCUCACUCCCCUGUCCAUUAUGACGUUGCUCGCCUCUGAGAGGUCACUUCUCAUCCGGAACAAAUUCCGCUCAGUCUUGCAGUUAAGGAUUCAGAACCGAAAGCAAAAUGAAAUUGACUCUGGGUUGAAAUCUACAUGUCCCACUCACAAAGGAGAGAAAGACCAGAGUAAAGCUCUGCGUCUGACUGACGAUGGUUCGAUUCAGAAGUCGCCCCCUUGUGGUCUGAAUGCUGAAACUGCAAAAGACAGGAGUGUGUGUGUGGCCGUUAGGCCAAAAAAGGCUCGGGUGGCUGACAACACUUGUGUGAAUAUCCAGCGUCGACCAGGACCCCUGGAGCAACCGCACACACACAUACUACCUCCGGAGAACCGCCCAGUCUCCCACUCUCUCUCAUCAGAUAUCUUUGAAGAUGAUGUCUCUUCUUGCCCCUCCUCCUUGUCUCCUGAGCAACUCGGGGUCGUCCAAUCACCCGCCCUCUCUUUGUCGCCGGGGCUGUCAAGCGACCAAUCACUGAGUGACUUGUCGCCUGGCCCCUCGCCCCCAACCCAGAGUCCCUCCCAUACUCAGCCUGGAUUGGCGAUGCUCCCGGCAAUCAAGGGCAUCAACCAGGCAAUGAGCAUGACUGUGGGCGACUCCAACUCCAUGGGAAUGGCCGGGAGACCAAAAGGGGUGUAUUUGACCUCCCAGGCCACACCCCUUCUGCCAAAGACAGCCCGGCCUCCCACGCCUCCCGACACCUCUUUGUUUCUCCUAAACUCCCUGACCCCCUCUCGUCCUCCUCGCCCGCGGAAACCACGGGAUUCCAAGCCCAAGAUGAGGAAACUAAAAUACCACCAGUACAUUCCCCCCGACCAGAGAAGCACGACUGGGAGUGCUGGGGGAGUGGCCAGUCAGAGGAGCCCCGCCCCAGCCCAGCCCAUAGACCCUGCCUACUCCCACCUCCUGCAGCAACAGCAGGUGUUCCUCCAGCUGCAGAUCCUCCAGAACCAACAAGACCAGGACCAGCAGCAACAACAGCAGGACCAGCAGCAAAAUCAUCCGCAGCUUACUGUCGCACCCAGUGGAGACACCAACCAAGUCGUGAGGUUCUCUGGAGACACAAUCCAGAACUCUCAGCCUGUUCUCAUGGCAACAAACCACACCCCGAAGGACAUAAGUCCCUCACACAAGUCUGAGCUCCUCCCACCUAACCUGGUUGACCUCACGGUGUCUGAAUUGCGACAGCAGCUGCGUAAGAGAGGUCUCCCCGUCUCGGGCACCAAGCCUGCCCUCCUUCAGCGCCUCCGUCCCUUCCAGCUGCCGCGUUCCUGCUUGGCCCCCACGCCCCUCUGCCAGCCAGGUACCAGCUUGGAGCCCCUCCCCCCCAGCCCACUGCUCACCCCCAACCACAACCCCAACUCCAGCCCCUGCUCUGGGCCUGACCCUCCUACCAACCCUAACCACCAGGUGUACAUACAGUCCACAGGGAUUCUGAGUGGGGUUCAAAAUGAAAUUCUUAACGGCAUUCUUAAUGGUGGUCCUAAUGGAACACUCAAAGGAAUGGCGGUCAGUGUGGUGGGCGAGCAGCCUGCCUUCCUGGCCCCUGCAUUAGCUCGGUCGACAAGCCCAAGCCCUGGCCUCUCCCCCUGCUCCUUCUCGCCCCUGUCAACUGGCACCCCCUGGCGGUCAGAACAGGAGCUGCAGGAGAUGAGCUUGGAGCUAGAGAUGAGGGAGAGGAUAAGGAGCAGGCCCAAGGACAGGGUAUCUCCUCCUCUCUCCAAGUCGUGUGGAGUUUCCCUCCAUCCCUUCCUGCAACAGGAUCCAGGAUGUCCCAGAGGGAAAUCAGAGACGAACGGACAGACAGAGAUCCUGUUCACACAGGUAUUCUGCUGUCAGCCGUGUGACGUGAUUGGCCAGGACUUUGAACUGCCAAUGCAGAUCACAGCCAGUCCCGAACAAGCCCCGCCCAGUGUCCGCAGUCUGGAAGAGGAGCUGCAAGACGCCAUUAACAAAGUACAGAUGGACCCCAGUCAAUCCAUAGAUGACAUUCUUGAUGAAUCAAUAAUCUGUAUGGAUACUCGCUCCCUGUCUGUCACAGAGCUACAGUCCCCAGGCCUCCCAGGCCCUUCCCCUCCUCCUCAAACAGACCAAUCCCAAACCUCCUGUUGUCAUUCAAAUAAUGACAACUUCCUGUCCUCUCCUCUUUGCUCUUCCCUCCUGCUGGAGCUCCCACCGUCGCCUUCCAUAAUGGUUCCCCGUCAGCUGGCCCCACCCCCACCUCCCCCUCCCUCCAUCUGUACAUCCCCCCCGCCCCCCACUGUGACUGCACGGAAGAGGCGAGCCCCGGCAAAAUUUGACCCUGCUGAUUGGUUGGAGGCGUUGACCUCUGGACUCCACCCUCUCAGUCCUCCAUCUGCCCCAUUUGUUGAGAACGACUUUGGCCUCGAUUCGGACCUGAACGUCUUCCGAGAGUUGGACCUCAUGGUGGAGCAGUGGUGAAGGUUUCUGUGUGAGGGUGUGUAUAUGUUUGUGGGAACAGAUCUGUAAAUCCCCUCUGUUCACUUCAGUAAGUGAACAGUCUGUUUGAGAGAGGCGGCUGUGGGUCUGCACUCCACGCAAUGUCGAGAGACUGACAACACGGCAGUGGAACUGAUGAAUACAGACGGAACGUCACCGGUGGUACAGUUAACUGGAAGAGAGAAACCCAUACAACACACCCAAACACAAUCCCUUGGGUCCUGUUAAAUCACAAACAGGUAAAAAAAAAAAAAAACUACGACAAACAGAGCAUAUUUGCAGUCAGGCCACUUACGACACAUUGCUUACAGUUAGA